Messenger RNA from Aureobasidium pullulans EXF-150, 441 nucleotides. RefSeq lists its product as uncharacterized. Bases 1 to 441 code for a protein of 146 amino acids. NCBI's taxonomy places the organism in Eukaryota, Fungi, Ascomycota, Dothideomycetes, Dothideales, Saccotheciaceae. The record is from RefSeq and is a predicted model, not a curated record. The transcript has a single exon.
AUGUCUGUUGAGCGCACGUCAGAUACUGACACGAUCAAGCUUCAAGUCCAAAGAAAUUACAACAGACUCAAAGGAGCUCUCUACAAUGGCGGCAUACAUCCUGCAACUCUAGACUUCCUCAUGCACGGCGAACACAAUCAUGCCUUCGACCAGAAGCCCGCAUCCCAGAACACGUCUCCCACUUCACGCUGGAGUACAUCGGCCGAGGACAGGUUCGAUACGUAUGGUUCAUACAACUCUUCGCCCGAGAAGUACGACCCUUCCAAGCGUAAGCCCGCUGGUACGGAGUCGUCCACGUCCAGAGUUGUCCAUAUCCCAACUCUCGUCAGCCGAGUCCAGACUGCCUUGUCCGUCGUCAAACCCGGCGGUCACGAAACGAUGUCGCCUCCAUCAACUGGAGACGAGGCUGUGAGCAACAUUGAAAGUCUCGGUCAUGAAUAG